Molecule: messenger RNA, 699 nt
Organism: Eruca vesicaria subsp. sativa (arugula)
Lineage: Eukaryota; Viridiplantae; Streptophyta; Magnoliopsida; Brassicales; Brassicaceae
Source: the annotation of a GenBank genome assembly
AUGACACACUACAAUAAGCUUCCUGAAGUUUCUUAUAACCCCAAGAUCACGGCUUGGAAUUCCAGAGUCAAAAUACACAGGAUCUACUUUUUCUAUUCCUAUGUUACCAGCAGUGGACCUUUCUAUACCUAUGUCCUAGCAGAUGAAGAGGAAACCAAGAUGGAGAUGACCAUUUAUGCGGAUUAUGGUUUCCAGGCAACUAACUCUUGGUUCAAACUAACUGCUACAUGCUAUACACAAGUCCACAUCAUCAAUCCUCUGAAUAAUCGGCUUUUCAUGGAUUUCAAGAACAUCCAUGCAAUCCCUCACAUAGACCACAUGGACCAAAACUAUCCCAUAGUGAUUUUCAGCAUGGAAGCCCAUUUUAAUGACCCUGCAACUCCAAGAAUGUUGUUUCACAUAAGGGACAACAUUCGGAUAAAAUGUGUGGCCACUAGCAAUCAUGCUUCUGCCUUUCGGGAUGGUCUUGAAAACAUGAGAGGUCAUGCACAAGUGAUUGUGGUCCUUAAUAUGUGGAGGGUCUGGAAAUUUUUGAGUAAGUGUAGUUAUUUUGGUCCUCUUGAUCUAUGGCUUGAGACCGAGGGUGGAUUAUCUGACUUCAGAUUCAAUCCGCAUUUGUCGGAGGUUGAGGAGUUCACGCAGUCUCUACUACGCAGUGACCAUUAUGUUCAAAGAUAUGGGGCUGUAGGUCUUUUGUAA